Molecule: messenger RNA, 558 nt
Organism: Rotaria sp. Silwood1
Lineage: Eukaryota; Metazoa; Rotifera; Eurotatoria; Philodinida; Philodinidae
Source: the annotation of a GenBank genome assembly
AUGGAAGCCGUAGAAAGAAUCAUCGGAAGUGAUGUAGUUCUACUCUGGCUUGAUGAUCAUAUUGGUCAAGCUGAAAAUUGUAUUGAACUUAAACAAGAAUUUGAAUCAAAUACAACUAAUAUAUAUUUCUUUAAUGAUGUUGAUCAAUGCCGUCGAUUUUUAUCAUCGAUUCGACAAAAAAAACUUUUCUGUAUUAUUCAAGGUCGACAUGCACAAAGUAUUGUUCCUGAUAUAAUUAAAUAUGGAAUUUUACCAGUGGUUUAUAUUUUUUGUUUUGAUAUGAGUAGUCUAACUAGAUGGGCUUCAGAUAUUGAAUGUAUAUUAGCUGGUGGUAUAUUUACUCAUGAAAAAGAUCUUUUGGCUAGAUUAACACAAGAUUUAUCUGAUUAUGCUAAUUUAAAAGUUCACGAAUAUCGUUUAAAAAGAGCUGCUUGUGAUGAAUGGGCACAAAAUUUAACUAAAAAUGCUAAACGAUUUCGACGGGAACAAUGUACUUUAACCUAUGCUACAGAUCCAUUUAGUAAUAACGAAACACCUUGUGAAGAACCGAAGGAAUAA